CUCUCUCUCGCUCGCGCGCACGCCGCCGCCCCAGUCCGGAGCCGGGAGACGCCGCCAUGGCCGACAACGCCGCCGCUGCCGCCGCCGCCGCCGGCCUGGAGAACCACCGCCUCAAGAGCUUCAAGAACAAGGGCCGCGAUGUGGAGACUAUGCGAAGACACAGAAAUGAAGUGACAAUUGAACUUCGGAAGAACAAAAGAGAUGAGCAUCUGUUGAAAAAACGAAACGUGCCGCAAGAAGAAAGUUUAGAAGAUUCAGAUGUCGAUGCCGAUUUCAAAGCACAAAAUGUAACCCUAGAAGCUAUAUUGCAGAACGCUACCAGCGAUAACCCUGUCAUCCAACUCAGCGCUGUCCAGGCUGCUAGAAAGCUGUUAUCAAGCGACAGAAAUCCUCCUAUCGAUGACUUAAUAAAAUCUGGAAUUUUACCCAUCUUGGUGAAAUGCUUAGAAAGGGAUGAUAAUCCUUCCUUACAGUUUGAAGCUGCGUGGGCCCUGACUAACAUCGCAUCAGGCACUUCUGCACAGACUCAAGCAGUUGUGCAAUCUAAUGCAGUGCCUCUCUUCUUAAGACUGCUCCAUUCGCCCCAUCAGAACGUUUGUGAACAAGCCGUGUGGGCUCUCGGAAAUAUUAUCGGUGAUGGUCCCCAGUGUAGAGACUAUGUCAUAUCACUGGGAGUUGUCAAACCUCUUCUCUCCUUCAUCAACCCUUCCAUUCCCAUCACCUUCCUCCGGAACGUCACAUGGGUCAUUGUAAAUCUCUGCAGGAAUAAGGACCCCCCACCGCCUAUGGAGACCGUUCAGGAGAUUUUGCCAGCCUUGUGUGUUCUCAUAUACCAUACAGAUAUAAAUAUUCUUGUGGACACCGUUUGGGCUUUGUCCUACCUAACAGAUGGUGGCAACGAGCAAAUACAGAUGGUGAUAGAUUCAGGAGUUGUACCUUUUUUAGUUCCCCUUCUGAGCCAUCAGGAGGUUAAAGUUCAGACAGCAGCACUGAGAGCAGUCGGCAACAUAGUCACUGGUACUGACGAGCAGACGCAAGUUGUUCUCAACUGUGACGUCCUGUCGCACUUUCCUAAUCUUUUGACACAUCCGAAAGAGAAGAUCAACAAGGCAACGGUUUGGUUCCUUUCCAAUAUCACGGCAGGUAAUCAGCAGCAAGUUCAAGCUGUGAUAGAUGCUGGACUUAUACCGAUGAUCAUUCAUCAGCUGGCUAAGGGAGACUUUGGCACACAAAAGGAAGCUGCGUGGGCAAUUAGCAACUUAACAAUAAGUGGGAGGAAAGAUCAGGUUGAGUAUCUUGUACAGCAGAGCGUCAUCCCGCCUUUUUGUAACUUGCUAUCGGUCAAAGACUCUCAAGUGGUGCAAGUGGUUUUGGACGGGCUGAAAAACAUCUUAAUAAUGGCUGGCGAUGAGGCAAGCACAAUAGCAGAAAUCAUUGAAGAAUGUGGAGGGCUAGAGAAAAUUGAAGCGCUGCAGCAACACGAGAAUGAAGACAUUUAUAAACUAGCAUUUGAAAUAAUAGAUCAGUAUUUCUCUGGCGAUGAUAUCGACGAAGACCCCAGCCUCAUUCCGGAAGCGACGCAAGGAGGCACUUACAACUUCGAUCCCACGGCCAACCUUCAAACGAAAGAAUUUAAUUUUUAAGCUCUCGAUAACAAACGCAGUCCAUCUCGUCUGUCCCACACCAAUAAGAUGUUAACCACCAGAUGGCUACCAUUCAAAAGAGGAAAAAGUUAAAAAAAAAAAAAAAGGUUCCAAGCAUAUGCCUUCUUGUUUGAUGCUUCUGAAGCAAGUCAUAUAUCGGGUCACUUUGCCGUUGCCAAAAGUCACUGUCACAUGGACUGUAAAAGCAUAUGCAUGAUCUCAUAAAACUGUUAUAGAAUUUUUUUUAAUAGCUCCUGCUACCUUUCCUCUUUUUUUGGUCUUUUCCCUUCUUCCCCGCGCCACAUGCCGAGAACCACAACCUGCAGUUUUGUUCCGAGUGUCCCCUUUAGCGAUGGCGCAUUGCCUUUCCACAGAGAAAGAAGCUUCCUUUGGACAAGAGCGCAGUGCUGUGGAUCAGGACUCCUUAAAGUUAGGAUAUGCUUACAUUUUUGGAAGACUUUUUUGGGAGGCCCGAUUCAUUUUUUAAAAAUUUUUUUGAAGCCUCCGCCAUGGUUGUUCGACAAACAUAUUUUCAUAUAUUUCACGUGGAGGAAUAAAAAAAAUAAAAGAAAAUGGAAGUUCAAAUUAUUUUCAUUGGUGAAAACUGAAAUUUAACAAAAAAAAACUUCUUGAAGAACUUGAUAAUUGAUUACAGGUUUAAAAAACAGACGUCUCAACUGGUAAUUGUGUUUUAUUACUGCCUCAGAAACUUGGAAAUCGAAGAAUGAACUUUUAGAUUUGGACUAGCAAAACUUGGCCAUUAUACCUAAUUUUUAUUUUUUGAGAACAGCAAGUUGUACUUGACCGCUCUUCAGCCUGUGUGUUCCUGCUGUUUUUUGAAGUAAUGAAGUGCUGUGCAUGGUAAUUUACCUGAGCUGCAAACCUGUUACAGACUUGAACUUCUGUUUAAAGCUGAAAGCAAGGGUUCCAGAUUAGAGAAACACAAAGCUAUCCCAAAUGAGCGUUGGUUUAAUGAGAAUCUUGCUUUCAUCUUUCGGUAGUCAGUAUAUUAUUAAUUUUUUUUUCCGUUUAAAUUUAUAAAUUGAACAAUGUUGAUUUAUAUUUUUGGGUUUAAAAACUGUGGAGCUUUUCAUGUUUACUGUAAUUUAGUCUUAAAACUAUUUUUACUUACCAGUGCUUUUGAUGAUGUGGUUGGCAACAAACUAGCAACUCUUCUUUUUUUAAAAAGAAGCAUCAUAAAAGCUUCGUUCUUUGGAGUAUUGGAAGAAAUGAUAGAAAAUUCUAGUCUAUAAACCUAUUUCACAUAGUUAAAAAGAUACAUACUAGUUGUGUGAGGCUUUGUGGGAGUUGCUGUGUGGUUCAGCAUAAGCAUUAAUAAUACUUGCAGCUCAGGGCAAAUGAAUUGGCAUGAGCUGAUAACAUAGGAGGUCGGUAGUUAAUGGGAAAAACUGUCCAACUUGGCUGUUUUUUUAGAGGGAUUUGGGAAUUGCUGUGGGUUAAAAAAAAAAAAAAGGUGAAAUUUAAACUCUUGUUUGCUGUUACACAAACUGGCUUUGUCGUUGCUGUUCACUGGAUGUAACUUUCCCAAUGCCUUGAUGUGAAGGGAUUACGAAACGAAACGAAAAUGUAAAACUAAUGUAAUUAUUGGAUGUGGGUUGUAUUUACUGUGAUGAAGAUAAGGACAGAUGCCAUCGAAGCUUGUCGAUCAGCUGUUUUUUUCCACUGAGGAACAAGACAUUUGCAGGUGUUCAUCCAUUUAAAUAUCUUCUCUGCCUAGGUGGAGCCACUUUAAAGAGCGAGUUGUUCUUGUAUCUCAAAAGGAUACAAGUAUGUGUCUUAAACUGCAAGAUUUUUACUUGCUAGAUGAUCUGUUUUAAUAAUAGUGGUUUGGCCUCUAUUUAUAGGUUUUAUAAAUUUGGGGGUGGGGGGGAGGGAAAUCAAUUUCUCUUUAAGGUGGCUCAGACUUUUCAACUCUUGUGCACAUAAAAAAUUGAGUUGAAAUUCAUUGUGCCUUUUCUUUACCCAGAUGUUUAAGUUAAAUUUUGGUAACUUGUGUCCUGUUCACACAUCGUCGAAGAUCCUGACAUUUUGUGUUGGCUGGAAAAAAAAAAAAGACACUAUCAAAUCAAAGUUAGAUAUAUGGUCACCGUUUUUGGAUUUUCAAAGGAGACAUGCAGCUGAUAACGUGAGCAGAUCUCUUCCCUAUUCCAUCCCUUUUAAAUAGUAAGCCUGUGUUCUAUGUCCUAGAUAUUACAUUCAAAACAAGUUUAAUGAUUUUCCACUAUUGUGGCAGUAGAGUGUGCCCCCCUUUGCACUCAGUGCAUAGAGACAAACAUAGGAAAAUUGAUUCAAGCGGUAACAUUUUUCUCAGUCCUUUAUCAGUUCUUGAUUGGGAUUCAGCCAUUUCAUAGCUAAUAAAGGAAGCAAACGUUUGGACGCAGAAACCAUGCUGUGCGAGCGGAAGGCCCACUCUGCUUGCAGAAGACGCUGCCAGUUUCCUUCUCCGUGCGACACCCUGCAAUCUGGCUCGGGGGAGUCCUGCAGAGCACAGCUUCAGGGGUCACAGACAAGGAAUCGGCGGCACAAAAGCAAUCUCUCUCCUCCCAUGCAAGCAGAAAUCCUUCCGCUCACGCUAUGGGAUCCUGGGAUCCAAGCCAAAAGUAUAUUUGCUGCACUUUUUAAGUUUUCAAAACAGUGUUUUAAAAUUGCUUUGUUGUUUAUUAUUUUUUUAAAGAACUUAUCAGUUAAUAGAUUUAAAAUCAUUCUUUCAAAAGAGGCAUCUAAAUGUGUUCCUAAUUUUGUAUAUGGGCUUAGGUUUUAUAACCAAUAAAAAGCUGCUAUCGAAUAC
Molecule: messenger RNA, 4452 nt
Organism: Heteronotia binoei (common prickly gecko)
Lineage: Eukaryota; Metazoa; Chordata; Lepidosauria; Squamata; Gekkonidae
Gene: KPNA3
Product: karyopherin subunit alpha 3
Exons: 17
Coding region: 57-1643 (528 amino acids)
Biological process (GO): NLS-bearing protein import into nucleus
Cellular component (GO): cytoplasm; nucleoplasm; nucleus
Molecular function (GO): protein binding; nuclear import signal receptor activity
Source: RefSeq, a predicted model, not a curated record